AUGAGCUGCGAGGAGAUGAGCCGCCGCCGCCGCCGCCUUCCACCAUCGCCGGCGGCCGCGCCGCCGCUGGAGGACGAGAACCUCCUCUCUGAGAUCCUCCUCCGCCUGCCCCCAGAUCCGUCCUCCCUCCCUCGCGCCUCCGUCGUCUCCAAGCGUUGGCGACGCCUCAUCUCCGACCCCGGCUUCUCCCGCCGCUUCCGCCUCCACCACCGCCGCAACCCUCCUCUCCUCGGAUCCUUCAGCCAUUUAUACUUCGUACCCACCAUGGAGGCCCCCAAUCGUGUCCCGGAUGGCCACUUCUGCUUGCAGGUCGACGAAGACGAGGUCACCGACCACUUCAUAUGCCUCGGGUGCCGCCAUGGCCUCGUGCUCAUCUUCCAUGUGAGGCGGCUCCAGGUCCUGGUGUGGGACCCCGUCACCGGCGAACUGCAUCGCGUUGCCGCUCCCCCGGGAUUCGAUGCGAAGGAGAGGCCGAUUAGCGGGGCGGUGCUUCGCGCUGCUGGAGACAUCCAACACUUCCAGGUGGUAUUGGUAACCACACAGACAGACGACCAACAGCAUACACGAGCGAUGGCCAAGGUUUACUCGUCGGGGAGUGGCAACUGGGGUGAUAUCUUCUCAACACUGCUUCCAUCCCAGGCUUCUAGGCACGAAAUUCCCACCAUGAUCGGUAUAGAAUUUCCUGCUGUCCUAGUUGGGCAUUCCCUUUACUGGUUGCUUACUGACAGUCGGGAUGGCAUCCUCAAGUUUGAUUUGGAUAGGCAGAGCUUAAGUGUGAUACAUGUGCCAGUGAAUAUCUAUGCUCAUGGUAAUUGGCAGUUCACGGUUAUGCGGGCGGAGGGCGGUGGGCUUGGUGGCCUCUUUCUGUCAAAAUUCACUGCCCAAUUAUGGAAGUGGAAGACCGGUUCUGAUGGUGUUGCGUCAUGGGUGCUGGGAAAAACCAUUGAACUAGACAAGCUCCUUUCCAUUAGUUCAAAGAAGAGAGAGCCUCCAAUGAUACUAGGGUUUGCUGAGGACAAUAAUGUGGUGUUCCUGUGGACAGAUUUGGACGUGUUCAUGAUCCAGCUUCAGUCAUUGCAGUUCAAGAACCUUGGCGAAACUAACAUCUUGUCUCGCUAUCAUCCACUUGGAAGUGUGUAUGCUGCAGGCAUGGGCAUUGGUGGUGGACGUGGUGGAGCUGAACUUCUGCCCAAUACAUAA
This is a messenger RNA of Triticum turgidum subsp. durum (durum wheat), 1200 nucleotides long. The record is from the annotation of a GenBank genome assembly. Lineage: Eukaryota; Viridiplantae; Streptophyta; Magnoliopsida; Poales; Poaceae.